Messenger RNA from Limulus polyphemus (Atlantic horseshoe crab), 771 nucleotides. RefSeq lists its product as uncharacterized. NCBI's taxonomy places the organism in Eukaryota, Metazoa, Arthropoda, Merostomata, Xiphosura, Limulidae. Bases 1 to 771 code for a protein of 256 amino acids. The record is from RefSeq and is a predicted model, not a curated record. The transcript has a single exon.
AUGGCAGGUGAAAAUCUAGAUGGAAUGGUCUCCAUGGAAAUGAUUGGUAAAAUAGUCACAACACUUUACGAGCUGAAAGAAGCAAUUUUUCCAAAGGUAGGUUAUCAUUUCCAUUAUCACAAGUGGUUGUAUAAAAAAGCCACUCUGGCGACAAAGAAUGAUGCAGUCAAUACCACAAACAGAGAUCUUCUCUCUCAGUUGCCUGGCCAAGUGCAAAAGUACAAGUCAGUAGACACUGUUUCAGACACCAAUGAGGCUGUCAAUUACCCAACAGGAUUCCAUAAUUCUCUGGAACCACCAGGUGUGACACCAAACAAUCUGGAGAUCAAGAAUGGUGCACCUAUCAUGUUUCUCAGGAAUCUGGAACCACCAACACUCUGCAAUGAAACACGUUUGGCUGCCAAGAAGCUGAUGCCACAUGUCAUGAAAGCUAAAAUUAUGACUGGUCAUGCUACAGGACAGUAUUUCUUCAUUUCACGCAUUUCAAUCAUCCCACCUGACCUUCAAUUUCAAUUCAAGCACUUCCAGUUCCCUGUUCGACUCAGCUUUACCAUGAGUAUAAAAAAACACAGGGGCAAUCACUUAAGGUUGUUGGUCUCAACCUGCAAAGCCCAUGUUUUUCUCACGACGAGCUUUAUGUUGGUUACUCCAGGGUUUGUGAUGGCAAGAACGUUUUCACCUUGGCACCAGAUGGGAAAACAACCAACACUGUCUAUCCUGAGGCACUACAAGGACAAAAACGUGGCAAAACACUGUUAUAAGAAGUGGUAA